ACACGGCUGCAACAGUCGGUGCCUCACUCCUCCAGAAGGAUGAGUUUCCGGGGCAGAAUGUUCCUGGUGGUGGCUGUUGCCGCCACCUGUGCCAUCUCCCUCGCUCAAGACGCCAAUCUUCAGGCAAUAGAAUGUCCUUUCCCAGAGGGACAGGAGGUGGUGUCAGAGGAGGAGUGCGGGAAGUACUCAGCGUGUGAGUGGACGGACGGAGUCUGCCAUGUAGUGGACAACGCCGUUGGUGGCUACGUCGUCCAGGGCCCGCCAGAGGUCACCACCAGAGGCUUCAAGGUUAACCUGAAGAAGGCGGACGACACAGUGACGAUGUUCGGAGACGACGUGACCAACUUGGUGUUUGAGGUCAUCCAGCACGAAGAUUACCACCUCCAGGUCAAGAUCUACGACGCAGACGCGGAGCGCUACGAGGUGCCGGUGCCUCUGAGUCUUCCUGACGCCCCAGACGCCGACGCCCUCUACACCGUCAGCGUCAGCGGGGAAGGCGAACCUUUCGACUUCGUCGUCAGCAGAAAGUCCAACAACAACACUGUGUUCCGCUCGUUGGGGCCCCUGACCUUCGAGGACCAGUUCCUGCAGCUGCACACCUCCCUCGCCUCCACUUACCUGUACGGCUUAGGCGAGAACACCCACCUCUCCUUCAGACACACGUUCGAGCCCCGCUCCACCUUCCCCAUCUUCGCCAGGGACGUGGCAGUGAGCACGGAACCCACCAACGAGUACGGUCACCACCCAUACUACAUGGUGAUGGAGGACGACGAGGGUAACUCUCACUCCGUCCUUCUCUACAACUCCAACGCCAUGGAGUACUCGACCUUCCUGCUGGAGGAUGGGACGCCGGCGCUCACAUUGAGGACCAUCGGAGGCAUCAUCGACCUGCACAUGUUCCUGGGCCCCCUGCCGGAGGACUUGAUAUGGCAGUAUACCUCCAUGAUUGGCACCACGGCCAUGCCCCCAUACUGGUACCUCGGGUUCCAACUCUCCCGCUGGGGAUACAACUCUACCGACUAUGUCCGCGCCGUCAGGGAGAGGAUGAAGGCCAUGGGCAUCCCCCAGGAUAUACAGACGUUCGACAUCGACUACACGGAUCAGAAGAGGGACUUCACAUUGGACCCGGUCCACUGGAGCGAUUUCCCCGAACUCAUCCAAGAGCUGCACAACGAUGGCCUUAAAGUCACGCUCCUUGUGGACCCGGCGUUGGUGAUCGACUUCGACAACUACCCGCCGGCGGCCAGAGGGAAGGAGUCGGACGUGUUCAUCAAGUGGUCUGACCCCAGCCUGGUGCCGGACGACCAGGAGCCCGGCACUGACGAUUACAUGGUCGGCUACGUCUGGCCCGCGAACAAGACAGUCUUUCCCGACUUCCUAAAGCCAGAGACGCAAGCCUGGUGGAUCAACGAACUGAAGAUCUUCCACGAGUUACUCGACUUCGACACCCUCUGGAUCGACAUGAACGAGCCGGCCAACUUCGGCACCAACCUGGACAAGCCCUGGAACUGGCCACCUGACCAGCCGGACUGGAGCCUCAAGUGUCCGGACAACAAGUGGGACUCUCCACCCUACCCCACCGUGACGACCCGCGUAGGUGACAAUGAGAGCAAGAAACUCAGCGAACACAGUCUGUGCAUGUCCGGCCAACAGACAGACGGCAAUACCACCUACAUGCACUAUGACGUUCAUUCCCUAUAUGGUUGGUCAGAGACAGUCGCCACCUACAGAGGCCUGGAGGAAGUGUUCCCGGACAGGCGCCCAGUUAUACUCUCUCGCUCCACCUUCCCGGGCUCCGGCCAGUACGCCUUCCACUGGCUCGGGGACAACUCCGCUGAAUGGGUCCAUUUGCACAUGUCCAUUAUAGGUCUGUUUGAAUUCAACAUGUUUGGUAUCCCUAUGGUGGGAGCUGAUAUUUGUGGCUUCUACAACGAGCCUGACAUGGAAUUGUGUGCCAGGUGGAUGGAACUGGGAGCCUUCUAUCCCUUCAGCCGGAACCACAAUCAGGAAGGGACGGCGGACCAGGACCCAGCAAUGUGGCCGGAGGUCGGGGAGAUCUCUCGCUACACACUCAACAUCCGCUACCAGUACCUGCCCUACCUCUACUCCCUCUUCCACAGGGCACAUAUGCACGGCUCCUCCGUCGUCCGGCCGCUGUUGAACGUCUUCCCCCGGGACUUAAAGGCUCGAGACGUCGACAACCAGUUUAUGUGGGGCGACGGUCUGAUGAUUGCCCCCGUCCUUACCCAGGGCGCCACCUCCAGGGACGUCUACUUCCCUAAGGGGAUCUGGUACGACCUGGUGACUGGUGUGGCGACGGCCACGGGACCCACGACGCUCACAGUUGAUGCUCCUCUCGAGGUGAUCCCUCUCUAUAUUCCCGGAGGCACCGUCCUCCCCUACCAGGUGCCUGGCCUCAACACCGUAGAGAGUCGGCAGAACCCGUUGGGCCUGACGGUGGCAGUGAACGAGAACCAGACGUCCUCUGGCGAGAUCUUCUGGGAUGCUGGUGACGGAUCAUUCAGCAUGAUGAAUGCUUACAUGUCCUUCGUGGACUAUAGUCAGGGCGAAUUGACUAUGAGUGUUAUGCAUGGAGAGGACAUCGUUGCUGAGCUGUUCCUCGACACCAUCAACAUCUACGGCUUCCCUAGUAACCCGCAGGACGUCACUGUCAAUGACGUAGCUCUUCCUGCCGAGGACUGGGAGUACGACGCCCCCAGCAGCGUCCUCACCAUCACCAUCCACGUCCCUCUCGCAGACCCCCUCAGUGUGACGAUCCUCUAGGACGUCCCCAGCAGCGUCCUCACCAUCACACCCACGCCCCCAGCAGCGUCCUCACCAUCACGCCCCCAGCAGUAUCCUCACUAUCACCACCCUCAAGCAGACCCCCUUCAGUGGGUUGAUCUUCUGAACGUUCCACGCAGUCAGUAACGUAUUCGCUCAACACCAUCAGCGCCUAUUAAUGCAACAUUACCUCACGUUAAUAAACGACAUAACUGCCUCUUCGAUCACCACAAAUACGACGCACCAGAAGUCCCGUGGCGUUAAUCGCUGAAUAUGCAUUAAACGCCGUUUGCUUCUGGCUACCAACUGCUUGGGGAGCAACACGAAGAGCCUCGCCAUCAGCCUAGGAGGGACGUUAAUAAGCCAAGGAUCGUCUUGUCCCCCCCCCCCCAUCUAUAGGAAACUUACUUACGUCACCAUCAACUCAAACGUGUAUCAGAGAUACUUUUUUGUGUGUAUGGUACACCUUUGUGGGUGUACCGCCAGCACUGUACCAUAUACACACUUUUGUCUGUUCUCCAUGGACAGGGUUAGAGAUCUGUUGGACUGCAUACAUCAGAGUUAUUGAGCACUCACCUACAGGUAUUUGAAGCGCUUUUACAAUUGCAAAUUACUGUGUAAGUGUCACCCUUCCAGUUACUGACUAAACACAGUGAUGCUUAACUUGAUAGAUAAAACGAGCGAUCUUCAUAUUUCACCGAAAACAUUUACUACAGUCCUUUUGAAUAUCAAAUGUUUUUCAAAAAUGAUGUCAUAUUACAUAUAUAUGUAACUAUUUUAUUUGGCAGUAUUUCUAUCUACUAAAUUCUUAACACACUUAUGCAUGGAAACAAAUUAUAUUUGUUUAAAAAGAAGCUUAAA
Molecule: messenger RNA, 3645 nt
Organism: Procambarus clarkii (red swamp crayfish)
Lineage: Eukaryota; Metazoa; Arthropoda; Malacostraca; Decapoda; Cambaridae
Source: RefSeq, a predicted model, not a curated record